Messenger RNA from Meloidogyne enterolobii, 534 nucleotides. Lineage: Eukaryota; Metazoa; Nematoda; Chromadorea; Rhabditida; Meloidogynidae. The record is from the annotation of a GenBank genome assembly.
AUGGAUCAAACCAUCGAAGCCUCAAGAAGGCAAUCAAUUGAACCUGACCGAUUAGGAGCUAUAAUAUCUUCACAAUUAUUAGACAACGACAUAUGGAUCCCAAUUAGAAAAAUUGAAAAUGAUACUAUCGAUAACAUUCUCAAUAGAUUCCAGCUUGUUUCUCAAUCUAAGAUAGAAAAAGGUUCUCUUCUUGGCCAACCAUUCACAGUUAAAAUCCAGACACUUGGUAUUUCAUCAUUGCCAAAGAAUCAAUCAAUUAGAGGACGCGCACCCCAAGAAAAUUCUGCAAUAAUUACACAUAUAAAUAUUGAUCGAUUAAUAAAAAUUUCAAACCCAAACAAUUUAUGUUUAUUCUAUGCUCUGGAAAUAACAAGAAAAUAUUUUGCUAAAGAAUUGGGCGCUAAAUGGAACUUUUCAAGAUAUUUAAAAAAUGGCGACAGACAAAUGGAUGAUGUUUUCAACCUCCUAAAAUCAGCAAAAAUCCCUCAUGAUCUUCCUGAAUAUGAUGCUGUGGAAUAUGUACCAGUUGUUUGA